Molecule: messenger RNA, 2670 nt
Organism: Dendroctonus ponderosae (mountain pine beetle)
Lineage: Eukaryota; Metazoa; Arthropoda; Insecta; Coleoptera; Curculionidae
Product: sodium-independent sulfate anion transporter
Exons: 10
Coding region: 200-2188 (662 amino acids)
Biological process (GO): transmembrane transport
Cellular component (GO): membrane
Molecular function (GO): sulfate transmembrane transporter activity
Source: RefSeq, a predicted model, not a curated record
AAAAUGGCAAUUCAGUCGUUGGAAGAAACGCGGUUGUUUGCAAGUGGUAGUAAAAAAAUAUAUUUAUUGAAACGACCACAGGAUUAUCAACAGUUUAUCGGUGCAUGGACGACGAUUUUUACUGCAGAUUGUGAAACUUUUUAUUCAUUUCUGUGCGUUGUUAUAAUUUCGAUUGGACUUUUUCUUCGAACUGCUCACCAUGGUUUUCCAGAAGAAAAGCUUCCAAAUACAUUCUGAAGAUGAUAACAACACAGCACGUGACCUGCAAGGUGAAAGUGGUGGAGGACGGAAAAUGUUUGCUUAUGAAAAUCCCAGUCUUUCAUUGUCUGGAGACAGCCUGAAAACUGGAUCGACCGUAGAUUUUCAAGGAAGCAGAGAUUUCAUUUUCCAAGGGAACGAGGGAAAAAAAGACACACUGCCAUGGCUCAAACAGAAAGCAUCGAGCAAACUUACCAAGAAAACGCUCUACAAAAGGAUACCAGUCUUAGGUUGGGCACCGAAAUAUGACAAAGCGGCUGCUGUGGGCGAUAUUCUAGCUGGUGUUACUGUAGGAUUGAUGGUGAUACCCCAAGCAUUAGCAUACAGUGGCAUAGCAGGGUUACCGCCCCAAUAUGGUCUUUAUGGGUCUUUUAUUGGAGCCAUAGUCUACAUUUUCUUCGGAAGUUGCAAGGAUGUUCCUAUGGGGCCAACUGCCAUUUCAGCCCUUUUAACUUUCCAAUCAAUUAAAGGGAUGGGUCCUGAGCAUGCUGUUUUGCUAUGCUUCUUCACUGGAUUGGUUCAAUUUGUAAUGGGAAUUUUUGGAUUAGGUUUUCUGAUAGAUUUCAUCUCAGGUCCAGUAUCAUCUGGAUUCACUUCGGCUGUGGCGUUAAUUAUUUUAACGUCACAAGUAAAAGAUAUUUUGGGAGUACAUGCACCAGGAUCAGUAUUCACCGAAAUAUGGAAAAACAUUUUCCAAGAUAUUCACAAUACAAACGCUUGGGACACUUGUUUGGGUAUUGCUUGUAUUAUCGUGCUGUUGGUGAUGCGGGUUGUUGGACAAAUGAAAAUUGGACCAUCCAAAGGAGAACUCUCCGCUUUUCAGAAGUGUUUCAACAAAUCCUUAUGGCUUUUAGCAACUGCUAGAAAUGCAAUAAUUGUGAUUGUAUGUGGAUUCAUCGGUUACGCGUUAUAUGAUGGAACGUCCCCACUCACACUUAUAGGAGCAGUACCUGCAGGCCUACCUAGUCUUCAACCGCCUCCAUUUGGUGGAUAUAACAGAAUAGAAAAUAAUACAGAAGUACAUGUUCCGUUCGUCCAAAUGAUGGCAAAUUUGAGCACAGGAAUAAUCGUUACACCGCUAAUUGGUCUCUUGGAAACUAUUGCCAUUUGCAAAGCAUUCUCUGACGGUAAGCCUGUAGACGCAACUCAAGAACUAAUAGCAAUCGGGUUGGCAAACAUCGCCAACUCUUUCGUUCAUGCCUUCCCAGGAGCUGGCGCUCUUGCAAGAGCCGCCGUUAAUAACAGCAGCGGAGUUAAAACUCCUCUGGGUGGUUUGUACACUGGCAUUUUGGUCAUUUUGGCCCUGCUGUUCUUCACGCCCUUCUUCUACUACAUUCCCAAAGCUGCCUUAGCAGCGAUUAUCAUUGCUGCUGUUAUAUUUAUGGUCGAAGUUCGAGUGGUUAAGCCAAUGUGGCGAUCAAAAAAAAGCGAUCUAUUCCUGGGAGUUUGCACCUUUGUCGCUUGUCUAGUGCUACCUCUGGAAGUGGGAAUUUUGGUGGGAAUUGGACUAAAUGUAUUGUUUAUUUUGUAUCACGCAGCCAGGCCCAAAAUCAGCAUCGAACGAUUAACGACAAGUCGCAAUACAGAAUACCUAAUGAUAACUCCAGACAGAUGCCUGAUAUUCCCAUCAACAGACUACGUAAGAAAUUUGGUCACUAAACAUUCAAUAAGGCAAGGCAUUCCGGUAGUGAUUGAUUGCUCGCACAUUUAUGGUGCAGACUAUACUGCUGCAACUGUGGUUGAAACCAUCACCAAGGACUUUGCCCUACGGAAUCAGCCUCUUUUCUUUUACAACUUGAAACCUUCAGUGAGUGCUGUAUUCGAAGGUCUAUCUCCGCAAGAUUUUGUGGUAUACUAUGAUCACGAUCAGCUGGAUGAUCUGUUGGAAAAACAGAAUGCGAAAAAAACCGAUACAAAUAAUAUAGUCUGAACGUCGGCUUGGACUUGAAUAAAACGUCUACAUUAGCUGGAAGUAAAGAAAAAAACGAGACAUCGAAGAACACUCUCACGCAUGUUUCAAUAACUUUCAGCCGUUUUUGUUAUGGAUUCAAAAGAAUUUACGAUGCAUCCGAUUAAGAGUUGGGGUUUGAUUGGCGAUGAUUGCAAAAGAUCUUAUUUUUAAAUUAAUGACGCAAAGAACCAGGAUUUUUCAAUUUGACCUUAAUAAAUUCAAUUACCGAACUCAGCGAAACAUGUGUUGAAUGUGUCUCGUCCUUAGAAAUGAAUUAUGAUAUCACAAUUAACGCUCGAUGGGCCCAUUGUGGAUUUGCACAUUACCGAAGUAUUAUUAACAUAAUUUAUUUAUAGGCAUCUUCUCAAGCGAUUUGUACUUACGGUUUUAUUUUGUAUAUAUUAGCGUAGUUUAUGUGUAGCUGUUGAUUGUACUGUGAUAUUAAAUGACUAAUAAAAUAA